This is a messenger RNA of Ambispora gerdemannii, 393 nucleotides long. NCBI's taxonomy places the organism in Eukaryota, Fungi, Glomeromycota, Glomeromycetes, Archaeosporales, Ambisporaceae. The record is from the annotation of a GenBank genome assembly.
AUGUAUACAUAUAUCGUUGGAAAAGACAAAAAUCUUACAGAUGAUGACGCGAAAUAUCAAGAAAUCGAAAUCAACGAAAAUCAUAAAAUUUAUGAUAUUCUAAGAAUAAUGGAGCGUACUAUUAAGGCAUUUUCGCUUGAAGAACAAACCCCACUUUUAAAUAUUACCACAAUAGAACAUGCACAUCUUAAUGCUUUUGUUCAUCCAUGUCUCGACGCUUUUUUGUGGUACAUUGCAGAUAUACAUUACGACUAUGGCGAGAUCCCAUCAAAAAAUAACAUUAAUGAUGAUCGUGUUGAUGGAGCUGGGUAUAUGACAGAUGCUGAUAAGUGUCAGCUUAUUUAUAUGGAAGGCUCGAGACCAGUAACAAAAGAUAAAAAGAAAUCGAUAUAA